CUCUCAGAUUUCAAGUAGCUGAAGAGAGAGUAAUACGGUAAGAGCCAAGAUGCCUGCCAGGUCACUAAUCAUAGCCCUCUCCUUUCUCCUUUGGUUUUCCUUCACCACCUUCAACCCACUAUCGCUAGCCUCAGCCUCUUCUGAAGAAGAACCAGUGAACGACGUUAAUGGAGAACCUAUCGUCCCUGGUCAAGAAUACUACAUAAUGUCAGCCGUCUGGGGAGCUGAUGCCGGAGGCGGGGUUAAACCAGGAAGAGCCGGAGAUGCUUCCUCUUGUGCCUAUUCUGUUCUGCAAGAAAGUUCAGAGAAGAACAAGGGUGCUGCAGUGAAAUUCCAUGUUCAGGGGACAAGCAAGGACAAGAUAUAUCCAGGUUCUACUGCUCUAGCGAUCGAGUUCGUGGAGAAGCCAGACUGUGCAGAAUCAUCCAAGUGGGUGGUCGCUUAUGAUGGAUCUGGAUCGUCUUCCUCGAGGCUGGUUAUUGGUGGGGCUGAAGAUCAUCCAGAUUCGGAGUUGGUGAGUGGGGUUUUCAGGAUCGAGGUGUUCAACGCAAUCGCAUACAAGCUUGUGUUUUGUAGCAAGAGCAAUGUCUUUAGUUCUUCUUCUGGGGCUUGUUAUGACGUUGGGGUUGAUUAUAAGGCGGAGGGAAGCAGGAAUCUGGUUGUGGAGAAGCAAAGCAGUGGAAAUGUGUUCAUGGUCGCGUUCGUGAAAGCUGAUUCUGACAAAGGAAAGUUCAGUAUUAUAUGAAUCGAGUUGGCUGGCUGCUGUUGCUUAUAUUUUCUCUCCGGCGGGUUCUCAGAAUUUCAGCUAAUGUAGGAGGGAUUUAAUGGUGUUAUUGUAGGUUGUCGCUCUUAAAUAAAUUGGCACCCUUAGGCUUUAAUUCAGUUUUUCAACUCUUCUGUGUUUCCUGUUUUUAACUCUCCAAGGAAUGGAUGAAUAUGAAUCUGCAGAAGCAAGGAUCUUGACUAGUA
Messenger RNA from Prosopis cineraria, 969 nucleotides. Its product is annotated as kunitz-type serine protease inhibitor DrTI-like. The record is from RefSeq and is a predicted model, not a curated record. The transcript has a single exon. The coding region runs from base 50 to 745 and encodes 231 amino acids. Lineage: Eukaryota; Viridiplantae; Streptophyta; Magnoliopsida; Fabales; Fabaceae. Gene Ontology annotation, molecular function: endopeptidase inhibitor activity.